UAUAUAUAUAUAUACACACGUUGUGAUACAAACUAUUCAAACAAAAUCCUUUUUAUUUUUAUCAAUCUUAAGAAUUGCAAUUACGAAUUUAUAUAUGGUACAAUGUACCGCGUCAAUAAUAAAGAAGACGCGUACGAUUGAUCGAAAAUUCAAGCGUGUAUGUAACAUAAUUAUUGGUCCAGGAACAACGUCAAGGCCACACGUGAAUCACGUGAAAUUCGUACAGUGCAUAUAUAUGCAUCUAAAGAAGGGUAUUUAUAAGUUCUGAAUACAGUGACCGCGAAUAAACGCGCCAUCCGUUUAAUUAUUAAUUCUGUCAAUUAGUUUAUUGUAAAAUUUCGCGGUUGAAAACGAGUCAACGGCCUUAUCGUAGUUCACAUUUAUAGCUAGGUUGUGUUUCUUUGUUUUUUUCUAGUAAUCGUCUCUUUGUAUGGAAACGAUUUAUAUACGGACAAGAGAUCGAGUUUAAAAAUUUGAUCGUUAUGUUUAUAGGAGAUCGUUGUAACGAGAGAUCGAUCUACGAUCAUCGGUUCCAAAAAAAGAAAUCGGGAAGUAGGAAGAAAGACGGAGAAGAAAAGAAGAGGGCGCCAGUACAGAUAUAUCGGUGAGUGUGACUGGACGGAAAGACGUGGGCGAUUCCCAAGUACCGGCCUCCUGAUCCGUCGUGUCGUUUCGAGUGUGUCAGUGAGUUUGUGGAGGCGAACCUAACCUAGUCGUCGAGUGUGCACUAUCGAUCAAGAAGUCGGUUUAAAGAGAAUUUAACUUUUUUUUGAAAAAACUGAUCAUGCAUACGUAAUUUUUAAAUCUGUGCAAAUUCGUUUGUGCGUAUCGUUCAAUUUCACGUCCAAUUAAAGCAACUUGCUUGUUCAACAUACGUGUUAUAAUCAUAAAUUGAAAGAAAAAAGUUUUCGGUUCCCGGUGUGAAAACGGAAACGGAGAUAAUUGAGAUAACAAGGUGAAGGAAGAUUAAUAAUAAACGAGAAGAAGAACCGAGAGAAAGAGAAGCUAACGGUGAUAGUAAUUCGAAAUUGGAAGUGAUUGUGUUGUGCAUUGGAAACGAUUCUAUGCGGCAAGAUGAUGGAGACACAAAAUUAUUGGGAGGAUAACUCCGCUCAUUCUAUGCAAGUAAAAUACGAGAGUUUGGACGCGAGAUCUUGCAAAGACGAGAUAUACAGGAUGGGAAUAGGCGGUGGAUAUUGCGAGGGGAACUUGAACUUUGCUACGGCCUCGGAGGACGACGAGGUUUAUACGAAGAAGAAAGUUUCCAGGCAAGAUCCAAUGUCUCAUAGGAUCAUCGAGAAACGAAGACGAGAUCGUAUGAAUAAUUGUUUGGCCGAUUUAAGCAGACUGAUACCGGCCGAAUAUUUGAAGAAGGGUCGAGGAAGAGUGGAGAAGACGGAAAUUAUCGAAAUGGCUAUUCGACACAUGAAGCAUCUUCAAGGCCUUCGACAAGAAUCGAAACAUCCUGCCGUGACGUCGGUACACGGGAUGCAUCCCGAGGACAGCGUGGACAGUGUCUCUCAUUCGACUGUCGCCUCUACAGCGGCGGAACACUACAGGCUAGGUUUCCAAGAGUGUUUAAGCGAAACCAUGCAUUUUCUCGUCGAGGUCGAGGGUUUUUUCGCCAGGGAUUCUUUGUGCGUUCAACUGAUCAAUCAUCUGCAACAACAUUGCGAGAAAAUCUUAGCCACCAGUGACAGGCUUGGGUUUCCUCAUCCCGAGAUGCCCACGACGAACGGUGUCGCGAAUGGUAGCGGUUAUCCUCAUACCAGCAUUCCCACGAUAUGUCAGCCGAAUGGUCACUCGGAUCACGGCUCGAGUUCAGGCGUGAGUUCGUUCGGUGAUCCGGAACGCCCUUUGCGACCAACGAUCGCAAUCCCACCACCGGCGAUCGUAAGCGACGAUAGCAAUCACAGCACGCAUUCGCACAGUACGCCACCAAGUACCACCUGUAAACCUUCCAACUACAAGUUUAAGAGCUCUAUCAAGCAAAGGUUUUCCGCGGAGAGGAUAAAAUCUAGCCCGCCACCUACCACCACCAGCAUAGAGAAGCCAUCUUCCUCCCACGGUGUGCCGAUCUUUGCUCUGCACGACGCUGGAUCUUACUACGUCCCGUUAACCGUCGAAGCCUCUCUGUUAAGGCCUCAUCUGAAUUUCAUAUGGGACACCGGCCCAGACACGGUGCUUCAUCCGGUCACGAUAUCGGUCAAUUUCAACCAUUCGAAUCCGCCGGCGUGGUCGCAUCACCAUAGUCCCACGCACCAACAACAGACAUAAACCAGACCAAUGGCCAGCACCCGAUGGUUACGUCUCUCAUACGCCGCUCAUGUUCAAGAUUCGCGUUUUCGAAGGGAACGAUCUCGGUGGUGAGAACGAGCGACGACGCGCAAAUCUAUCGUUAUAUUCGUUGUUCCGGGUAAUAAUUGAUCGAUAUAAUAAUCAUCGGAUCGUCGAACGAUUCGUAUCAAGGUUUGUUGCGUUCGAUCGACACUUCGUAAACGAGGAAACGAUCGUCGCAAUCGUGAUCCCGAUUAUCAUCUUUUUCUUUCCGGUUCUUUAUUAGCUAUUAAAUAAUAACCGAGGAACAUUGGUAUAGCGUGUUUACCGUUUUACGAA
Apis florea (little honeybee) is the source of this 2616-nucleotide messenger RNA. It is a transcript of the gene cwo, whose product is annotated as transcription factor cwo. Lineage: Eukaryota; Metazoa; Arthropoda; Insecta; Hymenoptera; Apidae. The record is from RefSeq and is a predicted model, not a curated record. Gene Ontology annotation, molecular function: protein dimerization activity; DNA binding. Gene Ontology annotation, biological process: regulation of DNA-templated transcription.